UCACCGGACUUGAUAAAGAGGAAAAUAAAAAUGAAUGCAAAGUCGUGGAAGGAAAUUAACAUCAUGGCCUUGUUCUUAACUUAUUAUUAUUGUUAUAGUUGAAUUAGUAUCUAUAAAUACAAUUACAAGUUGCACUUCUUAUUGAUUACUGAUUUCAAAAAAGUUAGAAAGAAAAAUCAAAUGGGAAGACAGAAUAAGAGUAGCAAUGCGUCAUGUGAAGGUAAACAACACUUUAGCCAUCCUCACAUUUUGAAACCAAUUGUGAAUCGUCAUGAAACACUCACUUGCAAUGCCUGUGAGCAACCAAAUAACAAUAAGCCUAAUUUCCGUGGAUGCAACAGUUGCCAGUAUUUCCUCCACGAUAACUGCUUCGAUGCUCCGCGUUUUCUCAAUCACGCGUCUCAUCCUUCCCACCCCUUGACCCUUCACCAAAUCCCGUCUUACUCGAGUCGUACCUACACUUGCAAGGCUUGUAACUCUGCUGGGAAUGCGUUUUGCUUCAGCUGUGCUGCUUGUGAAUUUGAUAUCCACUUGCAAUGUGCAUCUUGUCCGAGUUCGAUACUUGUUGACAAACACCCACAUCAACUGGGGCUCCAUUUCGGCUCCCCAUAUGAAGAUAAGAAUAUGGAAUAUGUUUGUGAUAUCUGCAACGAAAUAAUGAACAAGAACGAUUGGUUGUACUAUUGUGCUGGGUGUGAUUUCGGGUCACACUUGCGGUGUGCCAUAACUAGUCCUGAAGUCGGUGUUUUCCCGGAACAACACCGUCCAAGUCCAAAUCCAUAUUCAAAUUCAAAUCUAAAUCCAAAUCCAAAUGCAGCUGUGGAAAUGAUAAAUUCAGUGAAUGCUGCUCAUGAGCGGCUUAUAGCAGCUCAAAUUCGGGCACAGUUUGCGGCACGAGGACAAGAGGCUGCUCUGGACUUAAUCUAGGCAUACAAUUUACAUAUAUCUAAUGCUUCCGCUUUGGCCUUCUUCUGUUUUUAUUGCUAAAUAAAUGCUUUAUUGUUGUUAUCAUGUUAUUUCUCUUUCAGAUUUGUAUCAUUAAUUAUCAAGUUACUCCAUUUUUUGUUUUGGAUUC
This is a messenger RNA of Solanum lycopersicum (tomato), 1075 nucleotides long. RefSeq names its product protein VACUOLELESS GAMETOPHYTES-like. Lineage: Eukaryota; Viridiplantae; Streptophyta; Magnoliopsida; Solanales; Solanaceae. The record is from RefSeq and is a predicted model, not a curated record.